AUGACGCUGCCAUUACAGUAUUCACUUGAAAAAUUAGAUCAAUUAGAAGGAUCGCCAAUUGUGUUGCCCUUUUUCAACAGUGACAUUGCGUGGCAAAUUGGAACCUUGGCCCGUGAGUUGGCUCAAGAUCUUCCAAAACCAAUCAUGAUCGAUGUGACUCUUGCCAACGGCCAAGUAUUGUUCCACAGCCCUUCAAAACAGGGUACAAUGCCAGACAAUGAUGCAUGGGUGAACCGGAAGAAGAAGACCGUUUUGCGCUUUGGCAAGUCCAGUUUCUACAUGGGCCGGAAAUUGGCCAAGAAAGAGAAGGAUGCUGGUUGCUCGUUAGGUACCGAAAAGGCCUACUUUGUAAGCAGUUUGGAAUAUGCCACACAUGGCGGAUCUGUUCCUAUCAAAGCGGCUAAUUUUGAUGGGCUUUAUGGGGCGUUGACCAUCAGUGGCUUAGCCCAAGAGGAGGACCAUAUGUUUGCUCUUAAGGUUUUGGUGGAGACGAAAAGAAGACUUGAAUCAGUAGAGAAACAAUUAGAUUUGGAUUGA
Messenger RNA from Clavispora lusitaniae ATCC 42720, 537 nucleotides. RefSeq lists its product as uncharacterized. Gene Ontology annotation, cellular component: TRC complex. The record is from RefSeq and is a predicted model, not a curated record. Lineage: Eukaryota; Fungi; Ascomycota; Pichiomycetes; Serinales; Metschnikowiaceae. Gene Ontology annotation, biological process: post-translational protein targeting to endoplasmic reticulum membrane.